This is a messenger RNA of Camelina sativa (false flax), 2428 nucleotides long. NCBI's taxonomy places the organism in Eukaryota, Viridiplantae, Streptophyta, Magnoliopsida, Brassicales, Brassicaceae. The record is from RefSeq and is a predicted model, not a curated record.
CGUUUCGCUUUUCCGAUUUCGUGUUUUGUGAAUAGGGGAGAGAACUGUUCGCCGAUUAUGGAUACUACUAAUCCUACAGAAAUGGUUGAUGUGGACGUUGCUCUUGAGAUGGAUUCUGAUACACAAACACAACCCAUUGUGAAGCGUAGGAGGCAGAAGAAGUCUGAGGUGUGGGAUCACUUCAUCACGGAAGUUGUUAGUCCUGACACUAAAAAAGCUCGUUGCAUGCACUGCAACAAAUCCUUUGCCUACAUUAAUGGCACUAAGGCUUCAGGAACUAGCCACCUUAAGCGUCACAUUGACUUGGGUAUUUGUGCUAAGAGCUCUGAGUUCAAGAAGCUCUCUCCAACGCCAAUCAAGGAGGAAACCACGCCAACGCCAAUCAAGGAGGAAACCACUUCCUCCUCUUGCCUUCCCAAGAAACGUCGGAUCUCUUCUCCUGUUGUUCCUCCUCCUCUGGAUCAAGAUCGCUGCAACCAUGAGAUGGCUAAGAUGAUCAUCAUGCAUGAUUACCCUCUUCAUAUGGUCGAGCACCCUGGUUUUGUUGGUUUCCUGCAGGCUCUUCGUCCCCAGUUCCGUGUGGCAAGCUUCAAGACCGUUCAUGAUGAUUGUGUCUCUAUGUUUUUUUCCCAAAAGCUGAAAAUCUUGGACUUUAUUGGAAAGAUUCCUGGGGGAGUUAAUCUUACUGUAGACUUGUGGUCAUCAAAGCAAUCAGUUGGUUAUGCUUUUCUGACUGGACACUUUAUUGAUAAAGACUGGAAUUUGACUCACCGUCUUCUGAAUGUUGCUGUUGUGGCUUCUCCUGAUUCAGAUUUUGCUUUAAACCAACCUGUCGAAGCUUGCUUGUCGGAGUGGAAGUUGGAAGGGAAGAUUUCAAGCAUCGCUGUCAGCCAAUCACUAGUAAAUAAGACCGCCGUUGAGAAUCUCAGAGGUUAUUUGUCUGCUAGGAAUCAGCAUGUUUUGAAUGGUCAGUUGUUGAUGGGAAAAUGCUAUGCUCGCCUCCUAAGCAGCAUGGCGCAAGAUGCACUCACAGCUGAACACCUCCAAGAACCUAUAAAGAAAGUCCGAGAUAGCAUCAAGCGUGUUAAAACCAACCAGGUUUGCGGUGACAGAUUUGAUGACCUGAAGAAACAGUUUCCAACCCCUUCUUCUUACAAAGAUCUUCUCAUUGACAACCAAACGAGAUGGGACACAAGUUACAACAUGUUGCUGGCUGCAUUUGAACACAAACAAGUGUUUUCUAGUUUGGAAACUUGCUAUCCUGAGUACAAAAUAUCUAUAUCUCCUGAAGACUGGAGAAAGAUUGAGAGUCUCUGCUCAUGCUUGAAGGUUCUUUUCGAAGCGGGUAAGGCCUUGACUGGGCCAAACCAGUUGACAGCAAGCGAUUUCUACCAUGAGAUGACAAAGCUUCAGCUAGAGCUGAGACACACUGCCAUGUGUGAAGACCCGGAUGUCAGAAACCUAGCAAACUCGUUGAGUGAAAAAUUUGACCAGUAUUGGAGAGGAAACUUCCUGGUUUUGGCAGUUGCAGGGGUCAUGGAUCCCCGGUUCAAAAUGCGCUUCAUUGAGUUCACCUUCAAUAAGUCUUAUGGUGAAGAUGCAAAAAAAUGGACCAAGACUGUCAAUGACGCCUUCUAUGAUCUGUACCUUAGCUACAGUGAACAGAAUCUGUUGGAUGCUUAUGUGGAUCAUGGCUUUUCGGAAAUAGAAGUGGCUCAGGAAUCUCACUUCCAUCAAGACGUGGCUGAAGAUGCCAAUACAGGGAAUGGGCAAUCAAGUGAUGAAUCAAGUACACAACUAGAGCAAACCACAGAGGCACAUCAACAUGAGAGAGAGAGUAAGGUAGUGAAGCAAAAUGUGGUAAGGCUUUUGGAGGGAGUGAGUGAAGAGAGUCAGCUAACAGAAGAGGAUCAGCAACAUUGUGAUGAUUCUCAAGUACAUGCAAUGGCAGAGGAAGACAACAUACUAUUUCCGGUUGACGUGCUUCUCCAGGAAGGGUCUACCCUCGUCACAAUAGGCGAAUCAUUUUCAGACUUUGAUGAUAUGUACAUGCCAGAGAUGAAAACGGAGCUUGAUCAAUACCUGGAAGAAGAACUGACUCCGAGGUCAGAAGACUUUAACGUUCUGAGCUGGUGGAGGCUCAACACCACAAACUACCCAACCCUUUCAAAGAUGGCUGUGGAUCUCCUCUCUGUCCCCUUCAGCACCGUCUCUCCUGAUUCUGUAUUCGAAACAGAGGUGAAGCAGAUGGACAGUUACAAGACCUCCCUUUCUCGUGCAACCUUGGAGGCUCUCUUGUGCACUAAGGAGUGGUUCAAAAAUGAAACUUCAUGAAACCUUUUCAAUUUUUUUUUUCUUCUUUUGGUUCUAGAGCAUAGUGUAAUCAGCAUUUGAUCAGAUUUGAAAUUAGUUAUAAAAAAAACAAUUU